Messenger RNA from Danio rerio (zebrafish), 4625 nucleotides. Lineage: Eukaryota; Metazoa; Chordata; Actinopteri; Cypriniformes; Danionidae. The record is from RefSeq and is a predicted model, not a curated record.
UAUUUGUUUUUUGGUCCUAUGAGAAAAAGUUUGGGCACCCCUUCCCUACUAUUGCUGAAAUGCGACAAUAUUACUUAAUACCAAAAGGGGGCAGUAGUGUUUCAAAAUGCCAGCUUGCGUCGAUGCACUUCAUUAGUGAGGUUUUGUCACUCACCGUUUCCCAUAACCCGUGUCAUUUCUUCUAUUAGUCGGAGCAGGAGAGGCACUGGAGGAUUCAGGGAAGAUCGCAACUUCAUUUCUGCAUUUCAUUUCACGCAUUUUAAUGUUUUUUUUUUAUGUGAGAACAAGCGAUUUCCACUGACAUUGCGACAAUAAGAGUAGCGCGCAAUUAAAGCACGAUUAAAUUCGUAUUGUUUAACAGAUCAACAAAUAAGACGUCAAUAAAUAUGUUUUAGUAGCAUGCAAGUCUAAGACACUGCAAAGACUUCAUCCCAUGAACUCCAUACGCCCUAAAUCUGUGCUUUGAUUUUUCAAGUGUUCACUUUGUAGUUCUAGUCAAAGUAACAGGGUUUUAGGGAGAAAAAAAAACCAAAACCUCCAGCAUGCAGACAGCGCGUGUGAGCGUUCAGGGGAGGGCGAAAUGAGUGAUGCUGCUGAGCCAAUGGAGAUACUCGCGCGAGGAGAGGAGCAUCUGUCCGAAACCUAAACUAACCGCUGGCACAAUAACGCGACUGAGGAGCGCGUCGAGCUCAUCUUCUGACUGAACUUUCAAGACUUUGGGAGAUUCGCAGGUGCUGGACGACAAAAUAAGGCAAUUCAAACAGGACCCAAUGUUUAUCCCAUAGAUCUACUGGACAUCAUACCCCAGUGACAACAUCAUUUCCCACUGACCCCAAGAGACUCUUCCUUCUGUGUAGGCGAAAAUCUCCAGUUAGGAGAACUAGAGCUACAUCAUCUGUGGUUUUCCCAUCUGAGAUGAACAUUUGAAGAAAAGCCAAAGGAAGUGUACAAAAGGCUGAACAGCAGGAUUAGUAUUACAGCUUUUUUGCUUCUAAACCCAAAGAAGAAUCCAAUGGCGACAUCAAAUGUGGACUGAUUGUACUCAGUCAGAGCUCCCAGCGGCAGCACUUUGGCCCCAGAUGAAACUGAUGUUUUUCUGCAUAAUUCUUAGUCAGUCUGGAGCCGUUACCCCUCCUGCUCUGUGUGUCGUAGCAUGUGGCUCGGACUCAACAUCCACAGCAUCUUAAUUACACAGCCAAGCCGAUUUAGACCACACAGGAAACAUCUCUACAUCUGGAGAUACACUGCCUUUUAGAGAGAGAUACACAUCACUGGAGACUUCUGAUCUGCUUUUUGUCCUCUAUAUCUAUGCGAUUACACAAAAGAAACCUAAAAGAGAAAAGAAGCCUACACCAGACAUGAGGGUCACAACAGCACAUUUGGCAGGACUACAAAAAGCAAUUCCACGUGGAUAAAUUAGAGUCGGAGUUACACUUUUUUUUGUGGAAAAUUUACAACAACACGACUUGCAGGAAACGACUAAAAGACUUAAAAGGGCCUGAUGCACCUUUUAAGGGCAGCAACAAAAAUGAAUAAAUCAUCAAGAGGGAGCGAGGGCUAGUUCUUCUCAGAGAGCAGUGAAGGAAACGCUCUCCUCCCCCUGCUGCGAAUGAGAGCUUGAACUGAGCUCUCUGGAAGACUGACAGUCUCUCCUGCUCUCUAGCCUGGUGGUUUGUUGAUGGAUUUGCCUUGAUUUUUGGUGUUUCUCAGCCCUCCCUCUACGUGCCCGUGUCAUGCUCUGUUGCCGGCGAGCCGUCCAGGAGCCAUGCCCAUCCCUGAGAUGGCUUUGAGCCCGGUGAAGUCUCUGUACUGGGAGGUGUUUCCCUCCAUGGCCACGCAGCGGGUGUACUGUACGCCCAUCCUCUGGGCUGGACGCCUCUAUGUGCUGGGCGGCUGCAGUGAGAACGGCCUCCCUUUGGACUCCGCCGAGGUGCUGGAUCUAGAGAGCCAGCGUUGGUGCGAGCUGCCUCCGCUGCCCACAGCUCGUGCUGGGGCAUCUGCUGUAGCUGUCGGGGACCAGCUGAUGGUUAUGGGGGGUAUGGAUGCGCAGCAGAGCCCGCUGGCCUCAGUGGAAGUCUACCACCCUGAUGAGGGCAAGUGGGAGAGGAAGACAGGACUGGGUCAGCCUUCUAUGGGCAUCACCACACUGGAGAAAGAUGGUAAAGUGUAUGCGUUGGGUGGAAUGGGAGCUGACACGACCCCUCAGGCCACAGUGAGACUGUAUGAGGCGACGAAGGACCAGUGGCUGCCCCUCACCUCUAUGCCCACCCCUCGAUACGGAGCCUUCUCCUUCCUGCGCGGAAACAAGAUCUACGUCCUGGGUGGGCGUCAGGGAAAGCUGCCAGUGACUGCAUUCGAGGCUUUCGAUCUUGAGAUGAAGAGCUGGACGAGGUACCCGUCUAUCCCCAGCCGCAGAGCAUUCUCGUCGUGUGCUGCCAGUGACAGAGCCUUCUUCAGCCUCGGCGGCCUUCAGCAGCCCGGACCACACAACUUUUACUCCAGACCUCACUUUGUCUCCACUGUAGAGGAAUUUGAUUGUGAGCAGGGUGUGUGGUUGAAGGCCACGCGGAGCUGUCGGAUGAGAGAGAAGCGGGCAGACUUUGUAGCUGGUUGUCUCGGUGGACGGGUCAUUGCUGCAGGAGGACUCGGUAACCAGCCAUCCCCGCUGGCAUCAGUGGAGUGUUAUAAUCAGCUGAAGAGGAGAUGGGAACCCGUUGCCCCUUUACCCAGCCCUCGCUGCUCCUGUGCCUCCAUUCAGACCCCCAACAUGCUCUUUCUCAUCGGAGGGGUGUCGCAGGGUCCCAGUAACGCUGUGGAAGCCCUCUGUUUGAAAGAGACUGUCUGACAAACACACAUACAAAUGAACAGCUACACAGAUCCUCACAUGCUGGACUUUCCAAAGUGUAAGCUCUGCAAUCACACACACAUACACACAUACUCUGACGUCAUGCUGAUGUGUUUGUCUCUGACAAAUAACUCACAGACUUUCCCUCAGAGGACACAUCAGCUUUAUACUUCGAAUAUUGGAGACAAUCUACUGGAGCUUGAACAACGGUCCACAUCUCUGGGCAGAAGAGUUACGGACUGGAGAUUUAAGACAAGCAAAAAAUACAUAAUAAUUAAUCCAACCUAUAUACAUAUAUAUUUACUAUAGCACUGUAUUAAUAAAUAUAUUUAUUAAUAGAGCGAAUAUUAAAUAACACAUAUAUAGAUGUCCAGAACUACACAGACAGGCACACGCAACACUCCAGGCGCCUUUGAACUGUACUGCAUUUUUCAGAAUCAAAGCAGGGUAAUUUUCUGGCAAACUAAAGAGGAACUUAGGGCCAUAUAUCCACCACGCUGCCGCAGCCCGUCUGGGGUGGUAUGUUUAGCACUUUUUGUACUAUUGACAAACAGAGGAUCCUCGGCGUGAGACUUCAGAAAUGGGAGGCGGAUGCUUGAACGUGUGUGUUUUUUGUACCUUCGCAGUCAUGCACGUGUGAAACUGAGCAUUAGGGUGAGUGGAAAAUGGCGGAUCACUGAUGCCUCACUGUAGUAUAAGAUGAGAGUGUAUUUAAUCUUGACGGUUAUUUAAAGGAAUGUUCUGGGUUCAAAAUCAUCCAAGUAUAAGAGUGUCUCUGACAUACAGUGAGAAGCACUAUCAGUAACGUUAGUGUGUUUCUCAGUUGGUGAAAACAAAAAUGUGUUUGCAGUAAUGCAAUAAUAUUAAUAUUAUAUUUAUAUAAUAGAUGGUUAUAUCAUGAUCAUAUUAAAGAAAUAGUUUGCCCCAAAAUAAAAAUAAAAAUGUUCUAAACCCAUAAGACUUUUGUUUAUGCACAUUAACGCAGCAUUUUAAAAUAUUCUGAUACCUACAAUAGAUCAAAAUUUAAGUCUAUCUGCUGUAAAAUAAAAAAAAUAAAAAAGUGCAUCAGUUUAGUGUUUUAUUGACACAAAAGUAGAGCUUCAGUUCCUACAGUUUAUGUUGAUUCUGUCCCUUUAUUGUUGUUUAAAGUAGUGCACAAGUGUGUAUUUCCAGUAUUUAAAUGCCUAAAGAAAUAAAUAGGAUUCUUUCUGUUUUAACAGUUCACAUAAACACAACACAUAUGCAUUGUGGUUCUUUAGAUAUUUAGUCAAUUAAGACUUCCUUGCUAUAGUCUUGUGCAAUACAAGUUAUUUGUUAUUUGCACAAAGCAUUUGCAUUGCUUUAGGAUUUGGAAUUAAACUACUGUAGUGACAUGGAUUCACUUAACUGAAUUAUUUGAAGCUUGACAUUUUGGGGUGAGCAGAGUUUAAAUGUAAUUUCAGAAAUCUCUCUAGUUUCAUCAAAAUAUUGCCGGUGUCAUGAAGAUAUUUGAAAGUCUUGUGGGUUUUAAACAAACUGAAAAGUAAAUUAUGGCAAUUUUUUUUAUGCCUUUAACUGCCCCACCAACAAAAAAAAUUGCAUUGCAUUUCUUAACUCCUAAUGUUGCUAGUUAACAAACUUCAAUGCACAUCAACACACGUUUCUCAAAUGUCAAGCAUUUGGUAGAGUUUGAUAUGUUGGUUUAUGGUAAAAGUACCGGAAUUAAUACAUAGAAAACUAAAAAUCAGGAAAUAUGAAGUGUAAGACCUUUUUAUCUGUAAUAAAUAAUCAAAAUAAAACA